This is a messenger RNA of Acomys russatus (golden spiny mouse), 671 nucleotides long. RefSeq names its product transgelin 2 (gene Tagln2). Bases 49 to 648 code for a protein of 199 amino acids. The transcript has 4 exons. Gene Ontology annotation, molecular function: protein binding. The record is from RefSeq and is a predicted model, not a curated record. Lineage: Eukaryota; Metazoa; Chordata; Mammalia; Rodentia; Muridae.
UGCCUGUGUCCGCUCCACAGUUCCUCACUGUCACCACAGCUGUUCAGCAUGGCCAACAGGGGACCCUCGUACGGCCUGAGCCGAGAGGUGCAGCAGAAGAUCGAGAAACAGUAUGACGGAGAUCUGGAGCAGAUCCUGAUCCAGUGGAUCACCACGCAGUGCCGCAAGGACGUGGGCCGGCCCCAGCCUGGCCGGGAGAACUUCCAGAACUGGCUCAAGGAUGGCACGGUGCUGUGUGAGCUUAUUAAUUCACUAUUCCCCGAGGGGCAGAGCCCCAUAAAGAAGAUCCAGGCCUCGAUGAUGGCCUUCAAGCAGAUGGAGCAGAUCUCUCAGUUCCUGAAGGCAGCUGAGAGCUACGGCAUCAACACCACUGACAUCUUCCAGACUGUGGAUCUUUGGGAAGGCAAGAACAUGGCUUGUGUUCAGCGGACACUAAUGAACCUGGGUGGGCUGGCAGUAGCCAGGAAUGAUGGUCUCUUCUCUGGAGAUCCCAACUGGUUUCCUAAGAAAUCCAAGGAGAACCCUCGGAACUUCUCGGACAACCAGUUACAAGAGGGCAAGAAUGUGAUUGGGCUACAAAUGGGCACCAACCGCGGAGCAUCUCAGGCUGGCAUGACCGGCUAUGGGAUGCCACGCCAGAUCCUCUGAUCGCAACCCCCGCCCCAACACAC